Messenger RNA from Trachymyrmex cornetzi, 1750 nucleotides. It is a transcript of the gene SPARC, whose product is annotated as secreted protein, acidic, cysteine-rich. Gene Ontology annotation, molecular function: calcium ion binding; extracellular matrix binding; collagen binding. Bases 258 to 1373 code for a protein of 371 amino acids. The transcript is spliced from 6 exons. NCBI's taxonomy places the organism in Eukaryota, Metazoa, Arthropoda, Insecta, Hymenoptera, Formicidae. The record is from RefSeq and is a predicted model, not a curated record. Gene Ontology annotation, biological process: anatomical structure development.
UUGACUAUGAUAUUAAGAUUCAUUAUAUUUGCUCGGACUGACACCAUCCUUAAAGUGUUUUUUAUCUGAAUUUUUGCAAGUUAUCCGAGUAAAACCCUUCGAGGGUGCCAAUGUCGAAAUUCGUCGAGACGAAUGAGAACGUUUGAGAUAUCGUCGAGGUGAUCGGUUGCGUGUAUUGCGUAAGAAUGUGACUGCGGGGCAUACGCAUACGACGGGAAGAUCAGAUGAGGGUGUAGGAAGAGAGAAAAACGCAAGAGAUGAGAUCAUCUCUCCUCUCUGGCCGCGCGUUCCGCUCGGCGCGGCGCGGCACCGCGCCGCAAUGUGCCUCGCGAACGCAGUCUGUACCGGUCCAGCGACCGAUUUGGAGGGCUGUUCUUUUCUCAAUCUUUCUUGCUGAAGAAGAGAAGGACAGAAGCGGUUUGCGAAGAAAGCCAACGCGAGGGAUCGCAAUGUCGAUGAAGUUGCAGCUGCUGUUGGUCGCGUUGCUGGUGGCGGUUCUAAUAGUGGACGUGUCAUCUGCUCAGCGCAGACGAAAAUAUCGGCGUCGCACGACCACGACAGAGGCACCCGUGCAAGAUGAGAUCAUGAACAUGCUGGAAGCUGACGAAAUAGCCGAGGAGGCGGCGACGGCGGAGGAGGCUGAGGUCAUUCUUGAAAAUGGCAGAAACGAGGUUGGAUCGAAGCAGCAGCGUUUGCUCCAGGAUCCGUGCAUGGACAAGCAUUGCGGCGCUGGUCGUGUUUGCAAGAGUACGGAGGAGGGCACGGCCGAGUGCGUUUGCGUGGAGCUUUGCAACCAGGAGGUCGAUCCGCGUCGCAAAGUCUGCAACAACUACAAUGAAACCUUCGGCAGUGACUGUGAGGUCUACCAAGCGCGUUGCUUCUGCGACACUGAUGACGCCAGGUGCAGAGGUCCCGACUAUCAACAUGUCCACAUCGUAUACUAUGGCGAGUGCCGACAGAUGCCUAUGUGUAAGGAAGAGGACAUGGCCGACUUUCCCAGGCGAAUGCGCGACUGGCUGUUCAACAUCAUGCGUGAUUUGGCAGACCGUCAAGAGUUGUCAUCGCAUUAUCUGAAGAUGCAGCGCGAAGCUGAGACCAAUCACACUUUACGCUGGACGAACGCAGCUAUCUGGAAGUGGUGCGACCUGGACGGCCACCCACAUGACCGAUCGGUAUCUAGGCACGAGCUCUUCCCGAUUAAGGCGCCCUUGAUGGCCCUCGAACACUGCAUCGCGCCCUUCCUCGAUUCCUGUGACAUCAAUAAUGAUCACAAAAUCACGCUGGUUGAAUGGGGCAAAUGCCUGCAACUUGACGAGGACGACAUAGAAGACAAAUGUGACGAGCUAGCGGAGGCAAACCAGGAGCAAUACUAGAGAAUUCAAGCCGGGAUCUGAAGCUGACUUCGCCGUACCGUUGUGAUAGCAAAACUAUCGUUUAAGCUAUUACCUAUUGUUAAAAAAUUUUUUGCGAGAGAUAUACUCUCUUUCAAUUAGAUCUUGAAAAUUUGAAUCACAUGAUAUCUUGCUGCCGCAACGUACUGCGCUUGAAAAGUUCAGAAAAGUCAGCAUAAGAAGGACAACAUUAGCGCGAGCGACGCGGGACGGACGCGAGGCGAGCACAAUAGCGGACGGUGCGGCGCGACGAGCGGGAUUCGGGAACAGUCGGGGUGGACGCGAAGCGAAGGACGCAGGUGACGCGCAGGGCGGGGUAGGGCAGAGGAACGGAGAGUCGGCGAGAGACGGCGGCUGGG